AUGUAUGCCCACCACGUCACAGCUCCGCCGCAGUUCGACACGUCACCACCGUCUCGCGUGACGUCACGUCGCGGGGCCAGCGUCACGCUGACGUGCGCCGUCACGGGCGACCCUCCCCUGACGGUGGGGUGGGCGCUCCCCCCCUCCUCCCCCCGGGCACACCAGCUCCCCCAUCUCAGCUCGGUGCGGGAGGUGGGGGGGCGCGGGGGGCAGGUGCAGGCGACGCUGCGGUUGCCGCUCGUCGCGCUCGACGACGCCGGCGACUACGCGUGUAACGCGCGUAAUGCGCACGGCGACCGCACCUUCCUCGUCACGCUCAUCGUCGCCGUUCCACUCUCUGUCAGUCCAUUCGCGAUGGGGGAAGUGAAAGAAGGGGACCGAGUGCAAGCGAUGUGCUCUAUCAGAAGAGGUGAUCCACCCUUCACAGUCACGUGGUGGAAAGAUGGAAGAUCACUGAACAAGUUUCGCCGACGUCGUCAAAAUAAUGAUAUUCAGGAAGACGUUGGAUACGAGGACAUGGGCCAAUCAUCUGGAAUCGAUGAGGGUGUAUCUUCGAAACUCGACGCUGUGGAGCUGCACUCGGGCAACUACACCUGCCGGGUCAGCAAUGAGGUGCAGACGGCCUUCUUCACCGCUGAACUCCGUGGAGGGAGUUUUAGAGAGGUGCGGGAGGUGGGGGGGCGCGGGGGGCAGGUGCAGGCGACGCUGCGGUUGCCGCUCGUCGCGCUCGACGACGCCGGCGACUACGCGUGUAACGCGCGUAAUGCGCACGGCGACCGCACCUUCCUCGUCACGCUCAUCGUCGCCGAUGUUCCACCCGCUCCCCACGGAUUACGAAUCACGGCCCGUGGGUCCCGUGACGUCACGGUUGCCUGGUUUGGGGAUUCAGGGUCCCCAGCACAAGGCAGUACACCAUCAGGUUAUACACCAGCAGGGACCACUGCACCUGGAGGCUCAGAUCAGAUCACCAGCACCAGGUUCACAGUGCACAUCAUACCCCAGACAGACGCUUGGGACGAUGAGGCCUUGAACUCUGCGUUGAAUGGCGGGGCGCUGCAGCCCUCAGGUGGGCCAGGGAUGCCCUCAGGUGGGUUCAGCGUUGAGGUGGUGGGCACCAACACCGCCCACCUCACCCACCUGCAGCCCGCCCACAACUACCUGCUCAGGGUGACAGCAAUCAACGACGUCGGGUCGUCUCCGCCGUCAGAAGCGCUGCAGACAACUAGGCCAUCUAUUCUGUCCACUCCCCUGGUCAAUCGCAUUAUUAGGAAAUUCUUCGCCCUUGGGCAGGUGAGGACGCUGGGGGAGGCCCCGGGGGCGGCCCCUCAAGAGGUGCGGACCACCCCCACCUCCCCCACCCGCGUCCUGNCUGACGUGUGCUCGUCCCUUGCAACGGAGUCCCGCUACGUUGUCGUGAACAGGCCUUCAACUGCCGACUUCCCCAGGGGUUCAGAACCUUUUGGGGAUGCCAUUGAGCCUCCAAGGCUGGACCUGGGGAGGCCAGGGGUAGUUGGGCACACAUACGGGGCCAGCGUAGAGGGCCUUGAGGCCUACACGACGUACGACGUCAGGCUGCAGGCCUACAACGCCCAGGGCUUCGGGCCUCUCUCACCCGCCGUCCGCGUUACCACCGCAGAAGAACGUAAAUGUUAUCUAUUAAUGGCGCAAUUUAUAUAA
This is a messenger RNA of Hyalella azteca, 1677 nucleotides long. Its product is annotated as contactin-5-like. Bases 1 to 1677 code for a protein of 558 amino acids. Lineage: Eukaryota; Metazoa; Arthropoda; Malacostraca; Amphipoda; Hyalellidae. The transcript is spliced from 9 exons. The record is from RefSeq and is a predicted model, not a curated record. Gene Ontology annotation, molecular function: protein binding. Gene Ontology annotation, cellular component: axon; plasma membrane. Gene Ontology annotation, biological process: axon guidance; cell-cell adhesion.